Messenger RNA from Limulus polyphemus (Atlantic horseshoe crab), 809 nucleotides. RefSeq names its product transmembrane and TPR repeat-containing protein 1-like. The coding region runs from base 249 to 809 and encodes 186 amino acids. Lineage: Eukaryota; Metazoa; Arthropoda; Merostomata; Xiphosura; Limulidae. The transcript has 5 exons. Gene Ontology annotation, biological process: protein O-linked glycosylation via mannose. The record is from RefSeq and is a predicted model, not a curated record. Gene Ontology annotation, molecular function: protein binding; mannosyltransferase activity.
UCUUCAGUGCAGGAGUGUAUAUUCUUGUCACACACGGACUGCAGAAACUGAGGGACUGGGGUCCUAAAGCGACCUGGAUUUGCAGGACGAGCACGUUCUUUGUUCUAACUGUGUUUGUGUGGUGGACACUCAGACGGAACACCGUGUGGGAGUCUCGGGAGUCUCUGUUCAAGUCAGGGCUCGAAAGUGUUCCUCAGAAUGCCAAGGUCCACUACAACUACGCGAACUUACAGAAGGAUUUGGGGAAUAUGGAACUGGCAAUCAAACAUUACAGGAUUGCUCUCAGUUUAUGGCCUGACUACGCAAGCGCCCACAAUAAUCUGGGAACCCUACUUAGUGAUCCUGUGGAGGCAGAACACCAUUUUAAAGUCGCCAUUGCUGUAAACUCCUAUCACGCAAGGGCCUACUUUAACCUUGCCAAUCUGUACAGCAAGCAGGAUAAAAGAAAGGCAGCUGAGACAUUCCUAAAACAAGCUAUCCACAUAGAUCCAGGAUUUGCCGAAGCAUAUUCGGCUUUAGCUUCCCUCUACGCUGUUUUUGGUCACGUGAAUGAAGCGGAGAAGUUCCACCUAGUGGCACUAAGCCUAAGUCCUGACAACGUCGACGCUCUUAACAAUUACGGAGUAUUUAUUCAGAAUUUAGGGCGUGAAGACGAAGCAGUUGAGUUUUAUCAGCGAGCUAUUCGGAUUCAUCCUAACCACACGGUGGCGCUGCUCAACGCCGCCAGAACACUGCGUUCUCUAAAAUUUAUUGACGAUGCUGAAAAACUGUACAAAAGGUUUAGUAAUUUAGUUGUUAAUACCUUUUAA